AUGCCUCCUGGUCGAAAAAGUAUUAGUACAAGUAGUAAAUCGUCAUCGUCAACAAAUGGACAACAUUCUCCACCACAACCAAAACAACAUAUCUUUGAUUCUGGCAGUGUUGUAUGGUGUAAAUAUAAAAAAUAUCCUUAUUGGCCCGGCAUAGUAUGGGAGAAGACAAACAAAGCAAAUCGAACGCUCUACGAAGUAUUGUUCUUUGGAACAUUUAGUCUUGGAUUAGGUAUUGAUCAGAAAUGGUUAGAAAAAUACGAAGGUGUUGCCGAAUUUAAAAAACGUAUUACAGAAUUAAAAGCUUCAGAAAUUCUUAUCAAAAACAAACCAAGCAAAUACGAUAUGAAUAUAACAUUAGCAAAUUUAGAAUCAUUCCAAGAAGCAAUAAAACAAGCAGCACAAAUUCUUAAAUGUUCAAAUCUUUCCGAAAGACUUGAACUAGCUGAUAAUAUGCGUAAAGGUGUAACAUGUGAUUUUUUUCAACUUAAGCUUGGCAGUAAUAAUAAUAAUGAUGAUGAUGUUGAUGAUGAUGUUGAUGAUGAAGAAGAUCCUGAUGAAACAAAUUCAAAUAUUGCCGAAGACCAUUCGUCAAUUUUAGCAAUGCAACCUUUACAAAAUGAUCAUCAAUUUAUUCAAACAAUGAUCAUUCAAGGAAAGAAAAAACGAAAAUUAGAAGAAGACGCAAGUUUACCAAAUGCAAAAACACGUCGACUUGCAAUCAAAACAGAGCCUGAACAACCAUCGAACGCCUCCUUACCGUCUCUUUUAUUUCGACAUACAACUGAUCAACCGAUUGUUAUGUGUUCAAAUUUCGUUUGCCAUAGUUUAUCACCAACCGAAGAAACAUUUAUAAUAGACGCAAUAGCACGUGCUGGUUCUGAUUGUACAUUUUUUCAGGCGAAACAAAUUGCUGAAGAAACAUACUCAAAUAUAAUUUGUAUUAAUAAUUCAAAUCGUUCUUUGCCCGUCAGCGAAAUAUGGUUCUAUUUAUUUUUAUACCUACAUUUCGAGCAAUUAUUUGCAACGCAUCCUCAUUGGCUUGAUGAUCUUGAAAAAACAAAAGCCAAUGUUAGUUAUUUGUAUGAACAACAACAACAGAUCAUUCGUCUUAUGAAAACCUAUAUUCGCUAA
Molecule: messenger RNA, 1131 nt
Organism: Rotaria socialis
Lineage: Eukaryota; Metazoa; Rotifera; Eurotatoria; Philodinida; Philodinidae
Source: the annotation of a GenBank genome assembly